AUGUCGGAUGUGUGUUGUGUGAUUCUUAUUGUUUAUAUUCAGUAAAUGAAAAAUUUAUUCAGUACCGAAUAAAAUGCGACAUCUUUUAAUCGUUCAUGGAUAUCUUACAUUAUAAGUUAUUAUUGAAACGAAUUGUAAAAUAAUGUAAUUGAUGAAAUCCAAGAAUUUCUUAAAAUGUGAAUAUUUUUCGUAUUUGGCGUAGUGCCAUAGUAUAAACAGCAAAUUUAUCAGAAAUAGGCACGAUGAAGUGGUUUGAGAUUUUCAUUAUGUCGUUGCUAUGCGCAAACGGGGUGCUCUCAUACUGUCCCUCAUUGUGUGUAUGCAAAAGUAAUAAGGCAGGCGAGGGGGCAUCAGCGGAACCACUGCCGGGAGAACUCAAGCUCAAGUGCGGUGGAAGUCCAGCACCGAUAACUGAACUUAAGGAAAUCGACCUGAGCAAGCUGUGGACCAUUGUAGUUAGUCUUAAUUUAUCCGGCAAUGCUAUUUCUACAUUGUCGAGAGAGCUGUACUUGCCAAAUCUACAGAAACUAGAUUUAAGCAGAAACCAGAUAUCAUUAAUAGAAUCGGAUGCAUUUUACAAUAUGACAGCUUUGCAAAAGUUAGACCUAUCGCAGAACCACAUCAGUAAUGUGUACAAGGAAAUGUUUAAAAGCUUAAUCAAUUUAGAGAGAUUGAUCCUGGCACAGAAUCAGAUAUCUGUAAUGGCAUCGGGCACUUUUGAUUAUCUAGUUGCAUUGAAGCAUUUAGACAUAACAGAUAAUCCUCUUGUUUGCAACUGUGACUUACUUUGGGUGAGUGACUGGGUACGAAUCACCAGGGUAAAACUUGUGGGUAAUCCAAAAUGUGCCUUCCCCGAGCACAAGACAAAUACAACUAUAAAAAAACUGAAGAUAUCAUUAGAUUUAAAAGCCUGCAGUAAUGCUUUACCCAUGAGUUCAUUGAUCGCCAAGCCGAGCCACGAUCAAGUAGUUUUCGAAGGGGAUUCCUUGGUCUUGACUUGCAAUGCACCAUUCGCAUCAGGCCUAAUUAAAUAUACAGUUAAAUGGGUGCACCCAUUGCUUGAAAUAUGUGAUGUUAAUGUUACUUACACUGACAUACAAGAGGAAGCAGUUGCUGAGACCACAAUAUAUUUCUCAAAUAUAACCAACCAUCAUGCAGGAAACUGGACAUGCAUGUAUAGUGACCAAAACAAUGUGUCCCACAACUACACCAUAAAUGUUUAUGUGAUAUCAAAUUCGACACAGUUCUGUGAGAUUAAGCACACAAUGACAAAUAAAGGAUUAUACUCAUGGCCGCAGCUACUAUUGAACCGCACAUCUUCAGUACCGUGCCGCAGUGGAGAAGGCAUGGCACACAGAUAUUGCCAUGGGAACGGUACUUGGGGUGAAGUGGACACAUCCGAAUGUGCAUACAUAAGUAAUGUGACGAAAUUGCUUCAGCAGUUUGCACUGUUGAAUGUGAGUUUAGUUCAGUAUUCAGCGGUAAAUGCUACGGAAAGACUGGCAAUGUUGAUACAGGAGAAGACAUAUCCUUUGGCUGAGAUUACAGACCCAGAUGAUGUUAUGUUCAUAGCACGAGCAAUUAGGAAUUACAUGCAGUAUAUUGCUGAAGAAAGAGAUCUGGGUUCAGCAUUAUUAGAUGUGAUAAGUGCAGUAAUGAACAUAUCAAUGCCAGUUCUCGCUAAAGCCGAGACCAAGUACGAAGCAUGCACAGACAUGAUGAAUGCUGCCGAGGAUAUAUCCGCUUAUAUAAACAAUGUUCACGGACAAAAGUCAAAUUUAGCAAUAGAACGUUUUCGAGUGAGCGAGGGCUUCGGUGGAGCGACAUGCGUGUGGUACAGCGGGGGCGAAGUCCGAGGGGCAGAGCCUCCGAGACUGCACUGCACGGCCACCAACAGAACCGUUGCGCCCCUGUUCACACUAUCCGACACGCUCAUACAUGCAACUGUGCAGAUACCCCAAUCUCUGAUCUUCAGCACGACAGAAUCUGGUGCCCUCGUUCAGAUGAAGCCUUCGGACCUGGUGGUGUCGGUGUACGAGCACGCGGCGCUGUUCCCGCUGCUGCCGACCCUGGACGACGACGCCACGCUCACGGGCCACCGGUCCAAGGACUAUUACGGCAGGAGCACCAAGCGGGAGGACAUGAACAUCGAGAUCACCUCACCGGUUGUCGGAUUUCAACUCAAGGGUACGGAGUGGUCGGGCGAGCUAGUGGAGCCAGUACUGGCGGGAGUGCGCGCUCGGCCUGGCGCUCGCACGCACGUCGCGCUCUGGGACGCGCACACUCGCCACUGGACGCUCAACCACACAGAUUGUCGCAUAUCGCACGCAGUGUCGGAGAUGGUGAUCAUAAGCUGCAGCCGGCUGGCGCGCGUGGGGCUGGUGCAGAACGUGGAGACCGGCAUCUACGGCGCCCGCACGGACGGCGCGCGCUUCAAGGUGUCGCACCCCGCCGUGUACGUGGGCAGUCUGCUGCUGGGCGGCUGCCUCGCCUGCGCCGCCAUCACCUACGCCACGUGCCACGCCGACAUACUGAUGCCGAACAAAACCAAGCACGCCCUCGUCAACACCUGGGUGGCCAUCUGUCUGCUUUGCUUCAUGUACACCCUCGGCAUCUACCAGACCGAGAACGUCAGGCUGUGCCAAGCGCUGGGCCUGCUCAUACACUACCUGUCGCUGUGCUGCUUGCUGUGGAUGUGCGUGUCGGCCAGCAACAUGUACAAGUGGGUGACGCGGGCCGACGGGCCGCCACGGACGCCUGAGGACGAGCUACCGCCGGACGUACCCGCGCACAAGCCCAUACUGGGACUGUACCUGGUCGGCUGGGGCAUAGCGCUCAUAGUCUGCGGCAUCUCCGGAGCCGUCAACAUCAAGGACUACGCCGGCUACUCGCAGUGCUUCCUCAGCACGGCCCCGGCGCUGAGCGCGCUGUUCGUGCCCGGCGGCAUCCUGUUGAUGUUCCUGCUGGUGCUGUUCGCGCUCAUACGCUGCACCAUCCGGAACAUGAACGUGCAGCUGUCGGAGGGCACGCAGGCCACCGAGAACGUCGACCUGGAGAUGUGGGAGCCGCAGGUGCACGACCGCGCGGAGAGGAGGAGUGUGAAGUCGGCGCCGGACUCGGAGAGCGAGGACGCGGAGCACUCGCCCAUCGUGCAGCUGCGGGCGCACGUGAUCGUGGCGUGUCUGUACGUGGCGGUGUGGGCGUGCGGGGCCGUGGCCGUGUACCGGCCGCUGCCCGCCUACCUGCCGUACCAGGAGGAUAUCUGCAGCAUCGUGUACGCCGUGUGCGCCACCGUGCUCGGCACCUUCGUGCUGUUCUUCUACGGCAUAGCGCGCAGUGACGUCAGGGCGCAGUGGGCACUCGUGCAUUGCUAUUUUCAAAAAAGUAAACAGUGCUGCAGAAACAGGAGCGUGUUCGACGCGCAGCGCAACGUGCCCGCAGAUCCCUCCGGAGCCGCCGCCCCUGCGCCCCUGCCGAACGACAACCGGUCGCGGUCCGGCAGCCGGAGCUCCGGCAGGACCAACCCCAAGACCAACAACGGCGGCACGUACAAGGCGGGCGCUGAACUCAACGGGCAGACUCUACACAAGGACGUGUUGAAGAACACGAAUGGAAAAACUCCGAACAUAAACCUGGUCGUGUUGCACCGCCAACAGUACCGGUCCAACAACUCCAUGCUCACGUACCCCGACGCCAGCACCGUGGCCCCCGAUAUAUUCUACAACCCCAACCAGAUGAAUGUCGCCAAGAAGUUCUUCAAGAAGCAACGGCAGAACAUGAAGAGGAACUGCCUUGAGUUGCCGACGAGAAAUGACUACGACAACGACUCGCACUUCUCGCUGCCGCUGCCCACUAAGGAGGCGUACAGCGGGAUGGCUAACAUAAUCAACUCUGGGUCCAAGGUCAACAAUACGAACAUACACGUUGAGCGAUCCAACAACGGCAUCAAGGAGACCCGCAACGUCGCCAACCCGAACCUUCUGGAAGACGAACACAAGGACUACAAAAGCUACACGAACGAUAAGAAGACUUGGAAUAAAAACGAAGAUCCGAAGACGGACAGAAGCCGAGUGAUGAAUAUUUAUACCAAUGUGCCAGAGACUCAAGUGCCGCAGCAUCAGGUCAUCAAAGCGAACGCGCCCAGCAACCUCAAUGCUCAGCGGAGCAGCGUAUCGGAGGAGUGCCUGCAGAGUCACGCCGACCGCCCGGAGAUGAGGACCAUAUCGCAGCAGUGCAGUCUGGAGUACAGCUCGGCGUCGGAGAUAGCGAUGCCGCAUACCUGCUCCGACCAAACCUUGAACACGCACUCGGAAAUGACGUCACUGCAGGAAACGCACAGCGCUUUGUGCUCCACUAACGAGAUCACCGACACGGAGAGCUUCGGCCAGUACAUAGAUUACAUGCAGCCCAACAAGGGCCAAGAUGGGAAGGAGAACAAGGACAAGUCGCUGCAGGACAUAUCGGAGGAAUGCACCAUGAAUAGCGACGACGCUGCUCGCUCCGGGAGUCCGCAGCAUCCGGACGCCGGGGAACUCGACAAUCUGCUUCAGGAUCCAGAGCUAGGGUCGAAAGAUAAACUGGACGACGACAAAGACACGUUUUUCUUGGCGAAAACUACGUACGACUUCGAAACGUGUAGCACGAACGCGAGCGAGCAGGGCUUCGAGAACGACAGUGACAUUUACUGUCCCAACUACCAGAUGUCCGAAGUGAGCAUACGGAGCCACGGCCUGUACGCGCCCUCCCCCUCGUCCAUGUGCCCAAACGAAAUAAGCUUCAGCACCGAGGACGUUUCGAACAUAGAGAACCAGUACGUCAACUACGACCCCGGAUGGCGGAAAACGAUAAAGAGCAAUCCGAAAUUAGGGAAGUACGUGCCCACUCCCGCGCUGAGCUGUCCCGACGUCAACAGGGACAGCAGCCCGGUGUCGUUCGCGAGCGAGAUAGAUGAACUGUACACUCAGAUCACGAGUAGAGAGCGAGACAAGGACAGAACUAGUCGGAAGGACACCUGUUUAGAUGUGACUUUGAACAGUGACGUCACGCUGCGGCCUGACAGUGACAGUUGUGCGAGCGAGGGCGAAGGUCGCGGGGAAACCGCCCUGUGAUCUCUCGGUGUUCAGUGAAGGCAUUUGUGAUGAAGUGAUGUAACCGCAAACAUUUAAAAGUGUUAAACGAAUUCUCUAUUCAGCUCUUACAAGUUAUCAAUGUGAGGAGUUGAUCGCACUUAUACAAGUGUUCAGACGGCCUUACUAGUAGCUCAUUUCAAACUAAAUUUUGUAGUUUAAUUUUCUAGUUUUAAGUUUUGUAAAUUGUGUAUAUUUAUUUAAGAUUUCCUAAACAAACGAAGUCUGAUGAAAACAUUUUUUCUAUCGUCCGCGUGUCGAGUAUUAUCACUUAGUUUAAGAGUCAACAGAUGUGCCAAAUUGUUGUCGUUUGUUUCAUCAUUUUAUCGAUAAAUUGUAACGAUUAUCGAUACCUUAACGACCGGAUCGACCCGACCGCCUCACCUCUAGUCCUAACGGGAUAUAAGACUUAGUUAUAUUAACUCCACUAAAACUAUUAAGGCGUGUUUACACGAGAAGACGAAUGCUUGACGGUGAACUUUGGUGUGGCCAUAUGACAACCAGUUUUUACAUUUGUUGAAAGAUUUGUGGUAGUUAAGCGAAAUCGUUCAACGAUUUUUUUAUUGAAAAAGAGCAUUUUUACUGUAAGUAUUGUUAAUGAAAAAAAAAAUUUGCUUAUGGUCGAUAAGGCUUUUUGAUGUGACGUCACCAGUGACCAUAUUCUCGACGUCAUGAUGACGUCACAUGUUCCAGUGUACCGUCAAGCACGCUCGUACUUUUUAUGGCUUAUCGAAAAUUAUAAGAAACUUGUGUUUUCCAUUGUGUGUGCCUAUGCUAAAUAUUAUUUUGGCCUAUUAAUUAUUGAAAUAAUUUUAGCGAUAUAUUCGAGUUGAUUCAUUACAAAAAAAAUAUAAAAAUCGAUCAUUAUUAUUUGACUUGCGAUUUAUGAUGCAUAUGCGUUAGUGGCCUUUUAUAAUCAGGAUCACAGUUCCGACGGAGGUCGAAACUGGUAAUAUUAUCAACAUCCACAUAUUCAUACAAAAUUUGGCUCGUUAAAGAAAAAAAUUGUUCGUAAAUCUUAAAAAUGUGGUUUUUAUAUCAAUAUUCAAUCAAUAUCGAGCAGUGAAUGCUACCUUUAAAAUCUUUGUCCUUGCACUAAGUUGAUACUUUUUUCUUUUAAAAUCCCAUAUGGAAAUGAGUUUAAAAUUUUUCGAAUUCGGCAGCUCGACAAUAACAUUUUUAUU
Bombyx mandarina (wild silkworm) is the source of this 6310-nucleotide messenger RNA. RefSeq names its product Remoulade (gene Remo). Gene Ontology annotation, molecular function: G protein-coupled receptor activity; protein binding. Gene Ontology annotation, cellular component: plasma membrane. The record is from RefSeq and is a predicted model, not a curated record. NCBI's taxonomy places the organism in Eukaryota, Metazoa, Arthropoda, Insecta, Lepidoptera, Bombycidae. Gene Ontology annotation, biological process: G protein-coupled receptor signaling pathway; cell surface receptor signaling pathway.